Leptopilina boulardi is the source of this 3534-nucleotide messenger RNA. Its product is annotated as zinc transporter ZIP1-like. Lineage: Eukaryota; Metazoa; Arthropoda; Insecta; Hymenoptera; Figitidae. Gene Ontology annotation, molecular function: zinc ion transmembrane transporter activity. Gene Ontology annotation, biological process: zinc ion transmembrane transport. The transcript is spliced from 5 exons. The record is from RefSeq and is a predicted model, not a curated record. The coding region runs from base 671 to 1999 and encodes 442 amino acids. Gene Ontology annotation, cellular component: plasma membrane.
CUUCGCGAGUGAGAGCAGGUCCCCACUUCCAGGAGUGUCCGGUUUACCGCGGCUUUGCGAGGACGAGAAAAAAAGUCAUCCUCUCCUCACCUCUCAUAAAUAUAUAUAAAUAUAUAUAUAAACCCGGCGAAAAAAGAAAAGAGGGGGGGGAUUUUUAAAAAGUGUUUUCCCAAAUAAUCGAGAACAACUUACUCGCACUCCAUUCUAUUCGAUCGUACAUGAAGGAGUAUGCGAAUGUUUAUAAUAAAUAAUCAAAAAAUUUCAAAAAAAUUCUUUUUCCAUAUCAAUUUCGCCGUGAGUAUCCAGUGUGAUUAUAAUAAUUAAAUAUGAUUGUGAAUGGAAUUAACAAAAAUUUGUGAAAUUGUGAAAAAAGUGAUGCAUUUUGACGAUAAAAUGACGAACAAGAUUUAGGCAAACAAAACGCAUAAUAUCUUCAAAACCAUGAAGAUAAAUUUUUAAGAAGGGAGUAUCAGAUAACCAAACAGAUAAAAAUAACACAAGAGGAAGAAUAAAAGAAGUGAUAAAAAAAAGGAAAACAUCAAGUAGAUGUUAAAGUGUCUUAGACUAAGAAAGAAGUACUAAGUGUAAGGGUGUGUGAUAUGCAGAAGCAGCAACCAAAGUGAAAAUUCAUUAAAGAAAUUUAAUUUAAACGAACUGAUUUUAUUUAAAUAUGGAAGAAACGACAACAGAAAAUCCGUUGCCAAUAACGGGACACACUUCUCUUAUUCUUUUAUUAUCGAAAAUUGGUGCCAUGUUUCUUUUGGGACUUGGUUCAUUAAUUUCGGGUAUGUUACCAUUAAUUGUCGCUCGUUAUAGAAUGAGGAAACAAGACGGACGUCGUGGGAUAACAAGUGAUUCAAGUACUUCAACGAAUGCAUCCUCGUCAACUGUUCACAUACAUUCCCACUCGCCGCAAGGUCUCUUGACAUCUUUACUCCUGUGCUUUGGAGGUGGUGUUCUUCUUUUCACGACAUUCCUUCAUCUUGCACCCGAGGUGCGACAAAGCGUCGAAAGACAUCAGGCUAAUGGUCAAUUAGCAACUCUAGGCUCAUUGAGUUUGGCGGAACUUUUAUUUUGUGGAGGUUUCUUUUUCGUCUAUCUUGUGGAAGAAACUGUACACGCAGCCCUCACAAACAAACCCGAAUCAUCCGAAACUUUACUCUAUCGUACAGUAUCAGUUCGACGAUGUAACAACAAUAAUAAUAACAACAACAAUAAUCAAAGUGGAACAUCAACAACAACACCAACAGCCACAAGAUCAUGGAAACGAACUGAUUGUAACGAAAAUAAAAAUCACAACAAAGAAAGACAACAAAAAAUUCUACCUCCAAUUUAUGUUCUUUCAUCAUCAUCAGAAACAUCACAUCACGAUAAUAUCAAAUACGAUCUUGAAUCAUUAAAAAAAAGUGAAAAUAGAACUGAUAAUUCAAUUCGAGGAUUAUUAACAGUACUUGCAUUAUCGUUUCAUGCAAUUUUUGAGGGCCUUGCCGUUGGCUUGGAACCGUCCUUGAAUUCGGUCGUAUACCUGGCAGCUGCCAUUGCCACUCAUAAACUUGUGAUUGCCUUUUGCGUAGGCAUGGAACUUUAUGUUGCGAGGACAUCGACUAAAACAAUUCUUGGUUAUCUUUCUGUUUUUUCAAUGGUCACGCCAUUUGGAAUUGUCGCUGGUAUGGCCUUGGGACAUUUCAAAAAUGACAGCGAAAACUUGGGACCGGUCCCAACUAUCCUUCAGGGCAUGGCAGCAGGCACCCUACUUUAUGUUGUGUUCUUUGAAGUUCUUGCCAGAGAAAGAGCAAAUGAAAAAAGUGGUCUUCUUCAAUUAGCCGCAAUACUUGUUGGAUUUAUGCUGAUGCUUGGACUUCAACUCGCCAUGGCUCAUUCGCAUUCACACGGUCACUCGCACGGCGAGGAACAUCACGAAGAGCAUGAUGAGGGCAAAGCACCUGCCAUUGAAAGGGUAACGGAUUCAAUAGUAAACGCUGUGUCAAAAGCUUUAUGAACUCCAACAAAAAAAAAAAAAUAAAAUUUUGGAAAUAACCACAAAAUCAAUUCCCAUCGUCAUGUAGAAAUGCACAAACAUCACCAAAGUGAAAUUUUUCAAAGACUUAAUUAAUCUCCUUCAAAAUCACUCUCAAACCGAAACAGAAAUGAGAAUUAUUCUAAAGCUGUGAUUUUUGAGACUCUAAUAUAAAUAUAUAUAUAUAUAUACAGUGAUGAUAGUGAAAAUCACCAUAUAUAUAUACAAGAAAUUACAGCUGGGAAUUUAGAGAAAAUAAGUUUUCUUACAAUAGAAAAAAACUGAAAGUUAUUUUAUUUUAUUUUUUUGUUUUUCAUUUGCGAAAGAAUACUCAAGAUAUCCAUGUUCUUUAACGUCAAUAUACUGAAAAAAAACAAUAUUUGAUUAAAAUAAUUAGUUACUUGACUAUUAUCAAAUUUAUUUGUAUCAGAUAUAUAUUUAUUUGUAUCAAAUAAUUAUUGAAUCAAUUUGUUUAAAAUACAAAAAAUAUUGAUUCAAAUACAUUUUAUAAUUCAAUUAUUUGGUUUUCAAAAAUUAUUUAGUUCAAGUAAAUAUUUAUUUGACAGUCAAGUAACAGUAUAUUUGAAUCAAAAAAUUUUUUUUCUAUAACAAUAUUUUUUUUUUUUAAAUAUUAACUGUUCAGUUUUUUAAACAAGUGAUUGUUAUAAAAAAAAAACGCACAAGCGCCUUUUGUACAUAAUUCAUAAGAAUUUUUAGCAACAGAGAAAGAUAUGACACUUUUGUCACUCAUCAUCAAAACCAAAUGGAUCUCCAGAAAAAAAAAUGAGAUGAGCUAUUUUUAUAAAUAAUUUGUAAAGUUUUUAAAUGAAAAGAAAAAAAUAGUUUAAAUAUUGUCAACACAAAUAUGGAGACUUUCUUUUUUAAAAAAAGAAAAUACUUUUCGAAAAAAAGAUAUUUAAUUCAUAAAUUUUAAUUGUCGACAAUAUUUGUAAACUGCUUAUACAUUUUUUUUCUUUAAAUUAUAAUGAUAUUUGGAGGAGUUUUAGAUUAUAAUAAGAUAUUAAUAUAGUAUAUAUUUUAAGAGAUAUUGUUUUUAAUACAAAAAAAAAAAAAAGAAACUUUUUACUCGAAAAUAGUAUACCGAUUUUUAAAUAACAUGAGUGGCAAUAAUUUAUCGCGACAUGUAAUUUCAUUUUACUGAUCUACAUUAUAUAGGAAUCUUAUAUUAUUAAUCGAAAAAAAAUUAACUUGAAACAUCGAAAGAUUUUUUUUACUCAAAAGUUUCAAUUAAAUCUUUCGAUGUUGAAGUUUUCCCCCCCUCCCCUGUGUGUUAUUUUUGUUUUUCUAUAUUAUAUAUUUAUUAUCAUGUAUUAUUCAACGAGGCAAUAUUUGCCAGAGCGAUUGAUAAAUAUAUAUAUAUAUAUGCGAAUGUCAUGUGAAGAGUAUUUAAAUUUCAAUUAUUCUACGAAUGCACAAAUAUUUUCGAAAAAUUUCUGUAUUUUAUUUACAAAAAACAAAAAUAAGCAAUAAAUGCGCAAAUUUUAAACAUUCUCAUA